CGGGUGGUGAAUUUGAUAGAAGGGGAAAGAGUACUGGGGGAAGUGGAAGUGUAUAGUAUUGAUGAUCAGAACGGUGUCGUGUGGGACAGGGACGAAAUUCGGAUCUCUGAGUAUUCUCAGCCAAGUGAAAGGUGUCCGCCACUGGCGGUGCUGCAUACUGUUACUUCUUCUUCGUCAGACUCAGGCGGGCUUUGCUUCAAACUGGAGUUGAAAGACAAGUCUCAACAGAAUUCGCCGCUUUCCAUUUUGCACGCCACUUGUCUCAGGGAAAAUAAGACUGCAAUAAUGCCACUUGAUGAGGAAGAUGAACUUCAUUUGGUUGCCAUGCAUUCUAGACAGCAUGAAGGACAGUUCCCUUGCUUUUGGGGAUUCAUUGUUGCAUCUCGACUUUACAAUUCUUGCCUUGUCAUGCUGAACCUUAGAUGUCUUGGUAUUGUAUUUGAUCUUGAUGAAACACUCAUUGUGGCCAACACAAUGCGCUCUUUUGAGGAUAGGAUUGAAGCCUUACAGCGGAAGAUAAACUCCGAGGUUGAUCAACAACGUGUUUCUGCUAUGCUGGCAGAAAUAAAGCGUUAUCAGGAUGACAAAAAUAUACUGAAGCAAUAUGCAGAAAAUGACCAGGUUGUUGAUAACGGGAAGGUUGUCAAGUCUCAGCCCGAGGUUGUUCUUGCUUUGUCGGACAAUCACCAGACCAUUGUUCGCCCACUUUUAAGGCUUCAGGAGAAGAACAUUAUCCUUACUCGCAUUAAUCCUCAAAUCCGUGAUACAAGUGUACUUGUAAGAUUGAGGCCUGCAUGGGAAGAUCUCAGAAACUACUUAACCGCAAGAGGUCGAAAGCGUUUUGAAGUGUAUGUUUGCACAAUGGCUGAAAGGGACUAUGCUUUAGAAAUGUGGCGGCUCCUUGAUCCUGAUUCAAACUUGAUUGACCCGAAAGAGCUAUUGGAUCGUAUUGUCUGUGUCAAGUCUGGCUUGAGGAAGUCGUUGUUCAAUGUUUUCCAACAUGGAAACUGUCAUCCUAAGAUGGCAUUGGUGAUUGAUGACCGGUUAAAAGUGUGGGAUGAAAAGGAUCAACCUCGAGUGCAUGUGGUUCCUGCCUUUGCUCCUUAUUAUGCUCCUCAAGCUGAAGCCAACAAUGCAAUUCCAGUUCUCUGUGUUGCAAGGAAUGUAGCGUGCAAUGUCAGAGGUGGUUUCUUCAAAGAAUUUGAUGAGGGUCUCUUGCAACGAAUUUCUGAAGUUGCAUACGAAGAUGAUAUUAAAGAAAUUCCUUCUCCUCCUGAUGUGAGCAACUAUUUAAUCUCAGAGGAUGAUCCUUCCGCUUCAAAUGGAAACAAGGAUUCACUUGGUUUUGAUGGCAUGGCAGAUGUUGAGGUGGAAAGAAGAUUAAAGGAGGCAAUUUCGGCUUCCUCCACUGCUCCUUUGGCAAUUCCAAAUUUGGAUCCAAAAAUUGUUGCCACAGUCCAAUAUGCUGUACCUUCUUCUAUUUCUGUGCUGCAACCAACGAUGUCAGGGCCAGUGGUUCCCUUUCCAUCUCAGCAGUUGUCUCAAGUGACUUCUGUCCUUAAAAAUCCUAUUAAUCAAGCUAUUCUUCCUCCAGAAGCAAGCUUGCAAAGUUCUCCUGCUAGGGAAGAGGGUGAAGUCCCAGAAUCAGAGUUAGAUCCUGAUACAAGGAGGAGACUACUCAUUUUGCAGCAUGGUCAAGACUCAAGGGAGCGCACAUCAAGUGAACCUCAGUUUCCUGUACGCACACCAUUACAAGUCUCUGCACCGAGGGCUCAGGGACGUGGUUGGUUUCCAAUUGAUGAAGAGAUGAGUCCAAGACAACUUAACAGAGUUGUACCACCAAAGGAUUUCCCUCUGCGCUCAGAACCUAUGGAAAUUGAAAAACACCGUUCCAGUCACUCUCCUUUUCUCCACAAAGCAGAGAGUGCUGUCCCACCUGAUAGAGCUUUUCUUGAAAACCAGAGGAUGCUGAAGGAGACACUUCCUAGAGAGGAUAAUUUGAGAUUAAACCAGCCAGUUGCCAGUUUCCCAUCAUUUUCUGGUGAAGAAGCUUCCAUGGUUCGAUCAUCUUCAGCGAAUAGAGAUCUUGACCUUGAAUCUGGACAAAUUGAUCCGCAGGCUGAAACACCUAUUGGAGCUUUGCAUGAUAUUGCAUUCAAAUGCGGAACAAAGGUGGAGUUCAAGCAAGCAUUGGUUUCAAGCUCGGAGUUGCAAUUCUGUGCAGAGGUCUGGUUUGCGGGAGAGAAAAUUGGUGAAGGGCUAGGUAGGACCAGAAGGGAAGCACAGCGUCAUGCUGCUGACAGUUCACUUAUGAAUUUGGCUGAUAAGUAUAUAUCAUCUCUCAAACCUGAUUCCAGCUCUGUUCCUGGGGAAUGGCGUAGAUUCCCAAAUACAUCCAACAAUGGUUUUGCCAACGAUUUUAGUUCUUGGGGGUAUCAACAAUUGCCUAAGGAGGAGCCCGGGUCAUUUUCUACUGCAUCCAUGCCUCCUAGGGUGCUGGAUUCGAGAUUGGAGGCGUCCAAGAGACCUGUGGGUCCAAUUGCUGCCCUUAAAGAGCUGUGUUCAAUGGAGGGCCUUGGCUUAGCUUUCCAAACUCAGCCUCAGCUUUCAGCUAAUCCUGGCCAAAAAAAUGAAGUGUAUGCACAGGUUGAAAUAGAUGGACAGGUGUUAGGAAAGGGAAUUGGGAUAAACUGGGAUGAAGCAAAAUCACAGGCUGCUGAAAAGGCCCUUGGAACCUUGAAAUCAAUGCUUGGUUCAUAUGGUCACAAGCGUCAGGGCUCUCCCAGACCAUGGCAGGGGAUGUCAAGCAAAAGAUUGAAACCGGAGUUUUCCAGGGUUCUGCAGCGGAUGCCAUCUUCUGCAAGAUAUCCAAAGAAUGCUUCUCCCGUACCGUAAUUCUUCAUGUCCUAAUUGCACCUUGGCAGUAUAGCAUCUGCAGAGAGACUUGUAGCUUAUGCGGUGACACCAGAGAAUUUGGAGCAAUGAUUA
Messenger RNA from Coffea arabica (coffee), 2988 nucleotides. Lineage: Eukaryota; Viridiplantae; Streptophyta; Magnoliopsida; Gentianales; Rubiaceae. The record is from RefSeq and is a predicted model, not a curated record.